AUGUUGGCUUGCCGUGUGUUGUGCCUGUGGGCUAUUCUUUUCUGCUGUGUGAGUGUGAGUGGAGCCACAGAGACUGUCGAGCAUAAAAUUGAAAUCAAUAAAGAAUUGAAAAGCAUUACUGAGAUGGCAGACGAAGCCGUUGCAUUUGUUAAAGAAGCAAAUGCGACGAGGAAUGAGACUUUGCAUUUGAAGGAUCAAUGCAAUGCAGCUGCAGAAUAUGCUACAUACUUAACCAGAGAAGCCACAACGUUUGUCGAGAGUCUUGAUCAGUUCGUCAAAACAGCUGAGAAUGACCCGUCCGAUGGGGAGGCUGAGAAGAAGAAAGGCGAUGAACUUCUCGAGAAGAUUACAAAUGCCGCAGCCGAUGCAGAGAAUACUGCAAGGUUAACUACAGCAGCAACAGUUCCGACUAUUGAAUAUGGAUUGGCUGCUCGGCAGCUAUUAAUUUAUUUUAUCUACUCAUACGAAAAAAAGAAAUCAUCCAUGGAACAACCCGAUGGUGGCGAUAAACUAAAACAGUUGGAGACUAUUCAUAAAAAGGUAGAGACCGCAUUCCCUUACACGAAUGGAACGGCUCUGUCAGAACUCUCGUUAGGUGCCCUAAUCGCCGCAGAAGAUGCAGACGAGGCAGCACUAAAAGCUGAAGCUGCAGUGAAGUCUGCUAAAAUAGCUGCUAACCUUUUAAUGGAGGCCUUAAAGAAACUCGAGGAGGUGAUUACUGCUGCUAAGGAGAGAAUCAAAGAAAUACCACCACGACAAAAUCAAGGAUCAGCGAACACUACAGGGGAUAAAGGUGUACCUGGCGACUUUACCACUAACAAGCAACCAUCUUCUGCAAGUACGACUGUCACUUCAGACACACAAGAAACUAAUCCCACUACUCCGCCGAGCAUCGAGAACACUACCACAGAUGCAUCAACCACCACGACAACAACAACAACACUUCCUUCUGCUUCUACCACAGAGAUCACUAACAGCAUUGCAUCCACCGUGCAGAAGAAGACUAAUGUUGACAGCAGCAGUGUCAGUCCUGUGUGGAUGCGCACUGCAGCACCGCUACUGAUUGUGGUUGUGUUGUUCUCCGCUACCGUGUACUGA
Trypanosoma theileri is the source of this 1098-nucleotide messenger RNA. RefSeq lists its product as uncharacterized. The record is from RefSeq and is a predicted model, not a curated record. The coding region runs from base 1 to 1098 and encodes 365 amino acids. The transcript has a single exon. Lineage: Eukaryota; Euglenozoa; Kinetoplastea; Trypanosomatida; Trypanosomatidae.